UGUUGCUUCGUUUCCCUUACAUUGUUUAAUAAAACGCGCAAAGAAAUAGUUAAUUGUAGUAAACAAUAAAGCAUUAUGUCAUUAUCGAGUCUUCUGCCCACGCCAACCAAUACGGUUUGGGAUCGUGAGGACGAGCGUCGUUUGGCCGCCAAAGGUGCACCACAAAUUGGCGCACUCGUUUCAGCAAAAAUAGCAGCGCCUCCGUAUGGCCAGCGCAAGGACUGGAUACCCCGUACCGAGGCAGACUUUGGUGAUGGUGGCGCUUUUCCAGAAAUACAUGUGGCACAAUAUCCACUGGGCCUUGGGGAGCCCGCGAAUAUGGGCAAGAAAUCGGAUGCAUUGGCUGUGCGUUUGGAUGAUAAGGGUAAAAUAAAAUACGAUGCCAUUGCACGGCAGGGACAUGGAAGGGACAAAAUAGUCUACUCUUCCAUUUCGCAACUGUUGCCUGCCGAGGUUCUGGGUGAGGAUGCGGACGAGCUACAGCGACCCGAUGAGGAAACUGUUGCAGAGACAACGGAGGAAACACGUCUAGCACUCGAGAAGCUAACUAAUCAAAAGAUUACCUCAGCGCUGCCAGUGCGCCAUGCACAAAAAGCGGCUCCAGCCCAAUAUAUACGCUACACGCCUUCACAGCAGGGCGAUGCGUUCAACUCGGGCGCCAAGCAGCGUGUUAUACGCAUGGUAGAGGCACAAUUGGAUCCAAUGGAGCCACCCAAGUUUCGAAUUAAUAAGAAAAUCCCUCGUGGACCGCCAUCCCCACCAGCUCCCGUCUUGCACUCGCCCUCACGUAAGGUGACUGUGAAGGAACAAAAAGAAUGGAAAAUACCGCCAUGCAUAUCUAAUUGGAAGAACGCAAAAGGCUACACCAUACCGCUGGAUAAGCGUCUGGCUGCCGAUGGCCGCGGCUUGCAGCAAGUUCACAUUAAUGAGAAAUUCGCCAAAAUGGCCGAGGCUCUGUACAUAGCAGACCGAAAGGCACGCGAGGCUGUGGAAGCGCGCGCCCAACUGGAGAAGAAACUGGCCCAGAAGGAGAAGGAAAAGAAGGAGGAUAUGUUGCGUAUGAUGGCACAGCGCGCACGUGAGGAACGUGCCGGCUUGCGUAAUCCCGAAACGGAUGUGCCCUCUAGCUCGAAUGCGGAGGCACGAGAACGCAAUGAUUUACGUGCGGAGCGUCAACGUGAACGCCAACGUGAUCGCAAUUUACAGCGUGCAGCACCAGAAAGGCGCACGAAGCUGCAACGCGAGCGAGAACGUGAUAUAUCAGAGCAAAUUGCGCUCGGCUUGCCAGCAAAGAGCGCCGGGAAUGGCGAAACCCUCUUUGAUCAGCGUCUCUUCAACACGACCAAAGGCAUGGACUCUGGUUAUGGUGACGAUGAGGCCUACCAUGUUUACGAUAAGCCCUGGCGUGAUUCCAAUACAUUGGGCGCUCACAUCUAUAGGCCCACCAAGCAGGCCGAUAGCGAUAACUAUGGUGGUGAUUUGGAGAGCAUUGUGAAUACCAAACGCUUCGUACCCGACAAGCAAUUCUCGGGCUCAUCGCGCGAAACUGGCGGAGCACAACGCAGCGGUCCUGUCGAAUUUGAGAAAGAGGAGGAUCCGUUCGGACUGGAUCAGUUCUUGAACAUGGCCAAAAAAGCGCCCAAACGUGCCGAAGAGAAGAACGAGAGAAGCAGCGGUCAUUCCGAUCGCAAACGCAGCCGUCGCGAUUAGGCCAUCCCCAGUCGUCCCCUGUUAGUUAAGUAAACCUAUUAACAAAUUUAAAUUUCUAUAUAAGACGACUAUUUAGACAGCUUAACGUUUUUGGUAAAUAUAAAUAUUUGAAUGUAUAUACAUAUAUGA
This is a messenger RNA of Scaptodrosophila lebanonensis, 1839 nucleotides long. RefSeq names its product puff-specific protein Bx42 (gene Bx42). Gene Ontology annotation, biological process: mRNA splicing, via spliceosome. The transcript is spliced from 3 exons. Gene Ontology annotation, cellular component: spliceosomal complex. The record is from RefSeq and is a predicted model, not a curated record. Bases 76 to 1710 code for a protein of 544 amino acids. Lineage: Eukaryota; Metazoa; Arthropoda; Insecta; Diptera; Drosophilidae.